UUAAGCACUAAGCAAACUCUCCCUCUCUCUCUCCCUCUCCUCUCUCUCUCUCUCUCCUCCCUUCCUCUUUUUCACAACUUACAAUCAUCACUUUUCAUUUUCUUUCUCCAAAAUUCUCCCCCAACAGAACCAAAAGGAGAGUCCCUCCAAAACACCGGAAAGAGGAAGGGAAAGAACCCAAAAAGGACCAAUCUUUUGCAUCAUCUCAUUCUCACGUCUUCCCCCCCCGCCUUGUUUGCUGGUAUCAAACAAUGUGGCAAAAGCAGCCGAGCACCUCCUCCUUCAGAGAAUCCAUCAAAGCUCUCGAAGCUGAUAUACAACAUGCCAAUAGCCUGGCAGCUGGUUUACCAAGAGAUUAUUGUGGCGACAGUAUUCAGAUGAGAUUGUCAUACAGUCCUUUUGCACCGUUCUUAUUGUUUCUGAUUGAAUGGAUGGACUGCCUUUGUACAGAUUCCAUCCCAAGUUAUUUAGGCCUUGUUCAGAUCAUAAUAUACCAGGUUUAUGUUGACGGCAUGCCGACAAUGUCUUCGAAAGAAAGAAAAGUCCUGAGGGAAUUUUACGCUGUCAUAUAUCCUAUGUUGAGGCAACUGGAAGCCCAGUUUAUACUAAUUGAAGAUGACAAGGACAAAAGAAGCCAAGCAGAGGAUGUUUCAAGCAGAAAGCGGGCAGAAGACAAGAGGAGAAUUGGCGAUGAAGAUAUUGACAAGGAAGAUGAAUGUGCCAUAUGCAUGGACCGUUUUAAUAAGAUGGUACUGCCAAGCUGCGGGCACUCCAUGUGCAUCAACUGCUUUCGUGACUGGAAUGGUCGAUCUCAGUCCUGCCCUUUUUGUCGCGACAGCCUUAAGAGAGUUGGCUCAAGAGAUUUAUGGGUCCUCACGGGCGGCAACGAUGUGAUUGAUGCUGUUACUCUAGCAAAGGAGAAUCUAAGAAGUUUCUACCUUUACAUUGAGAGCCUGCCUUACUUAACACCUGAGACCCAUGUCAUUGUUUUUGAUUACAUGAUAAUCUAAUAGUGAGCAGGACUGAAGAGUUACACCGUCAUUGUAGGUAGAGAUGUUGCUAGCCUUCCAUUAUUAGUGAAGCCUAGGUACAUACAUGAAUGUGGAAGCUCAAGCAGAAGCCAAGGUAGCUGUGCGUAGAUGAGUUCAUUCCUGAUUUACCAACAUUAUCUUGGAAAUUUGGGUGAAAUCAGGUGGAUCAAUAUAUAGUCCUGCAUCGUCUCCUCUCAUCGUGGAAGCAAUUCUCAAGCUUCUGCAAGAAUGAGAGCUAGAUGAGUGUAUAGUACAGAAACAGGGCAUUGAUUGGCAUUCAGCCCAGCUACUUUGUACCUGACUACUGGAAUGCAAAAUGUCACGCUCUGGGAGGUUGGUUGAUGUUUAUAGUCCCGCUAAAGGGGCCUCUGGCAUUAAGCCUGCUGAUUAUAAAUGGUACAGGUGAAAUAAUUUAUGACGAACUUGAAAGUUAAUCAUCUUUCCUGUGCCAACUCUAUUGCAAUGAAGCAUUAAGUUGAAUUUUAAAGGAAGUUAGAUUCACUUUCGUUGUACUCUUCAGUUUUUAUGGUGCAUUCAUUCCCAGAAGCUUUGUAACUUAAAUGAAAAUUUUCUUUUCUCCA
This is a messenger RNA of Eucalyptus grandis, 1612 nucleotides long. Its product is annotated as E3 ubiquitin-protein ligase AIRP2. Lineage: Eukaryota; Viridiplantae; Streptophyta; Magnoliopsida; Myrtales; Myrtaceae. Gene Ontology annotation, biological process: protein ubiquitination. The record is from RefSeq and is a predicted model, not a curated record. Gene Ontology annotation, molecular function: ubiquitin protein ligase activity.